ACCAUUUUGUGCAACGCUCCGUUCUGCACGUACACGUCAAAGUGAGCCCACGUCACUGCUGUGUUCGCCUGCAGGGGAAGCUGUUCAGUCGCUUCGCUUCGUGCAGCACUUCUCAUAUAAAUAAAUUCAAACGGACAGCAAACUGCGCGGAACAACACCUCCGUCUAUUGGUGCGGGUCUCGGGAGUCAACGUGACGCAGCCCGGGCGCCAAUCGGCGAGUGGGGCACUGACACCUGACAGCUUCAUCUCUCCCACCACUCGCCGGUCGUCUUCCUCCUUCCCCCUUCCUCCUCACGACUACCGAGCUCGGCUCCGCAGUGCAGGGUCUGCGGCGUUGUAUGGAAGCAGAGUCCGUGCGCCCUACCGUAGUCAUGCUGCCCCCCAAGACCUGCCUGCCCAGGAACUACAGCUGCAUCGCCGGGCUCUUCGGCAGCCUGGCGGCGGCCAACACACGCCUGGAAGAUGGCGAGGAGAUGGACAUCAUGGACGGCACCUGCGAGCCCGUCGAGAGCCCCGUCGUGGACGAGCGACCGCGCGGCCGGGAGACCUUCCUGAAGCCCCCGCAGAGUCCCAGCCUGCGCCGGAGAUGCAAGUCUCUCCCGACUUCCACGGAGAGGGCCAAGCUGGAGAUCUCCCGCAGCAGAAGUCCGACAAGUCAGAAAAAGGUUCGCUUCGCCGACUCUUUAGGGCUGGAGCUCAUCUCCGUGAAACACUUCGACGACUCGGACGAGCCGGAAGUUCCCGAGCGUAUUUUGGCCAAGUUACCCAAAUACACGGACUUCAACCACAUGGCCACCAAGUUCCCCCGAGCUCCUCCGCAGUCCGUCUUCAUGGAGCUGCAGUUCUCCAACCCGGCGGCGCUUCCAGGCUUCGAGCAGAGGGUGCGUGAGGUGAAAGUCCUGCUGGAGCGAGUGGAGACGGACGAGUUCAGCCUCUCCGGCUUCGUGCGCGUCUUGAACAUGGCCUUCGAGAAGAGCGUCUCUUUGCGAUACUCCCUCAACAACUGGCUCACCUGCAUGGACUCCUUGGCGUCUUACGUGCCCGAGUCCAGCGACGGCGCCACGGAUAAGUUCUCCUUCAAGGUGGUCAUGCCCACCUACAUGGAGAACGGAGGCAUGCUGCAGUUCGCCAUUAAAUACCAGGUCGGCGGCCAGGAGUUUUGGGAUAACAACAACGGGAAUAACUACAAAGUGCGGCGUCACCGCUUCAAAAUGUCACCGCCAAAGGAAUGGGAGAACGGAUGGAUCCACUUUAUAUAAUAACUCUUAUCACACUUAACGUUCCUCCCGGGUAUAUUUUUAGUGGUGACUAAAGUGUACUUGACCGUUUCAGAUAUUUGGAAACAAAUCCAUACAAUUGAAUAACAUGACCCCGCAUUUGAUGUUAGGGGUUCCGUACAGCUCGGGGCCCUUUUGCGGGCAUGUUCACCUUACGUAACCCGGGAACAUGUGCCGGGGGAAAAACGUGCUCUUUGCUGGAGAUGCUGCAACUUUUAUCAUGCCAGUCAUUUGCGAUUUGAUGUAGAUGCCAUGCAACAAUGCUUGCAUAUGAAAGGGGUGCUUCAUGAAGAGGUUUAUCUCUUACACAUUAUCUUCCAAAAGUUUCUGGUCAUUAUGCCUCUUAUCUAGAGCACAGGUGUCAAACUCCAGGCCGGGGGCCGAAUCUGGCCCGCCGCAUUAUUUUAUGUGGCCCGCGAAAUAAAUAUGCGUUAAUAACAUGCUUAAUCUUUCCUUACUAAAUAUAUUUGUUCUUUCCCUUUUGACAUUACAAAUCAUGUACUGCAUGCAAUUGCAUAUGUUUUAAAAUUCAAUAUUAUCAAAUUAUUAUAUUAUCAUGUAUUCCAAAAAUAUUUUUUGUUAAAAUAUGGAUACAUAUUGUACUUAAAUAUCUGCUUGGCUUACGAUUUCUAAACAAAUUAUAAAUCAAAUUGUAGACUGUAAAAUUGACAAUAGAUUUUACGGUUAAAUUCCGCCGACUAAGUUUCUUCUUGUAAAAUAGACAUUGGUACCGUUUUUCCCCCCAUAUACAGUAAGAGAAAAAAAACAUAAAAACAAGAUUUUACGGUAAAAAACAAACAAACUGGCAGCUCUGUUGCAUUAUUUUUUCCGCCAAAAACAGUGGUAUUGUUUUUCCAUUCCAUUUAUUAAUUUUUUUUUAUAUGCUGUAAAAAAACAAACACUGCUUUUACUGUAAAAUUCUGGUGACUGAGCUGCCAGUUUUUAAAGUAAAACUGUAAUAUUUUUUUGCAGUUUAUGUAAAAAAUAUAUUGUUAAUGUAUCAUAUAUACAUAUACAUGUACAUUCAUAUAUUACUCAUUGUUAAAAGCGUCCCUCUGAGAGCAACCAUAACUGCGUGGCCCUCAAUGAAAACGAGUUUGACACCCCUGAUCUACAGUAUUAUUUCAUGCCAUUGAAAUGCCUUAUGCAUGUGAUGGGAAGUAUGGUAGUAAAUAUAAUUAGUUUGAUCAUCGUUACUAAAUGCAUUUAUUUUGUCCACAUCACUGCAUUUUGGCAAUUUCAUUGUAUCUAUAACACUGUGACACAAUGUGCAGUAGGUUUGAUUUUUUUUUAGGUAUCAUCCCCAUUGUAGAAAUACAAAAAGUAGCAUUUAUAGCUGUUAAGUCGACAGCAAACAUGCUGUGGGUGUUUUGUCUGUGAGUGCAAAGAUAUAUUAUUUUUGAAGUAUUUUUUAACAGAUGGCGUUGUACUACUAGUGCAUUUUUGCAGUUCAAGCCUAUUUUUCACUGACAAUGUAGAAAAAGAGCAAAUCACUGUUAAACUAUUUCAGUCUCUGUUUCCAAGUACUCCCCAACAUACAGUCUGUCUCUAGUCUUAUUCUAUCUAUAGUAUAUGCUAAAAUUGUCUUCCAAAUUAUUUUCAAAGACUAGUUAUCUUCGUCUCUAUGUGCGACCUCGCCAUCAUGUAAGUAAGAGCACGAUUAAAUUCACAGCUCACACUGGAACACAACAUCGCUUUAUUUACAUUCCAGCGGUGUCAGAAGAGAGCUCUUCAUUUUAUGAUACCAUCCGGUUGACGCAAAAGUAAACAAAAAACGUUUUCCUGUGAGCACUUAGCUUUUGGAGCACUUCCACUUUAAAACGUCAAGUCCACUUGGUCAAAAUGCCUCAUGGUUCAAUAUGGCGCGGCUAUAUAGGGUUCCCAAAAUAAAAGCAAGGCACUCUUGAGACAACAUUUGCCUGCUCUGCUUUAUUGUGCACAGGAGAAAUGUAUGUUUAUUUGAUUGCGGUGUGGAAGUACAAUUCAACUGCAGGUAAUUAUCGUUAGUAAGUGUAUUUAAUACUUGGUAUUUGUAGAGACUUAGGCAAUCCAUGCAACAUGAUAGCAAAGCUCAGAUAGUGACUAUCAGUAUCAGUAAAACAACACAGGUAAUAAAACUAUUUCCUCCAUUUUUCUUUUUACUUCAUUUUAAAUGGACAGCUUUUCAUCAGUGCUCACUGAUCUACAGUCUUGUGUUGUGCGUAAAUGUGUUGUCUCAUAUUGAAUGUCUUCAUAGUACUGUAUGUGAUGUCUAUUUAAAGGCAGUUCUUAGAGAUGCUGUCAGAUCAGUUUUGCUGUGUUAAGCCCAUACUUGAAAGCACACAAUCAGAUAUGUGAAAUAACAAAGAACAACAAUUGAAGAUAACUAAUAAACUACUCCUUGUUUUAUGCAUUUUCCCUUAUAUUAGAAUGUAACUCAAGGGAGACGUUUUUACACCACAAUUUAAUGUCGCCUUACUGUGAGUUGAUAUGCAGUCUGAAAAGGGGGAAAGUAUGUAAGUGCUUGUUUGUGAGGAAAAUGUGAUCGCAGAUGGUUGGCAACAUGGCCAGUGACAUGCGGCAAAUGCACUUUGGUACAAACCCCGUUUCCAUAUGAGUUGGGAAAUUGUGUUGGAUGUAAAUAUAAACGGAAUAAAUUGGUUUACAAAUCCUUUUCAACCCAUAUUCAAUUGAAUGCACUACAAAGACAAGAUAUUUGAUGUUCUGAUGUUUUUUUUGCAAAUAAUAAUUAACUUAGAAUUUCAUGGCUGCAACAUGUGCCAAAGUAGUUGGGAAAGGCAUGUUCACCACUGUGUUACAUGGCCUUUCCUUUUAACAACACUCAGUAAACGUUUGGGAACUGAGGAGACACAUUUUUUAAGCUUCUCAGGUGGAAUUCUUUCCCAUUCUUGCUUGAUGUACAGUUUAAGUUGUUCAACAGUCUGGGGGUCUCCGUUGUGGUAUUUUAUGCUUCAUAAUGCGCCACACAUUUUCAAUGGGAGACAGGUCUGGACUACAGGAAGGCCAGUCUAGUACCCGCACUCUUUUACUAUGAAGCCACGUUGAUGUAACACGUGGCUUGGCAUUGUCUUGCUGAAAUAAGCAGAGGCGUCCAUGGUAACGUUGCUUGGAUGGCAACAUAUGUUGCUCCAAAACCUGUAUGUACCUUUCAGCAUUAAUGGCGCCUUCACAGAUGUGUAAGUUACCCAUGUCUUGGGCACUAAUACACCCCCAUACCAUCACAGAUGCUGCCUUUUCAACUUUGCGCCUAUAACAAUCCGGAUGGUUCUUUUGCUCUUUGGUCCGGAGGACACGACGUCCACAGUUUCCAAAAACAAUUUGAAAUGUGGACUCGUCAGACCACAGAACACUUUUCCACUUUUUAUCAGUCCAUCUUAGAUGAGCUCAGGCCCAGCGAAGCUGACGGCGUUUCUGGGUGUUGUUGAUAAACGGUUUUCGCCUUGCAUAGGAGAGUUUUAACUUGAACUUAGAGAUGUAGCGAACAACUGUAGUUACUGACAGUGGGUUUCUGAAGUGUUCCUGAGCCCAUGUGGUGAUAUCCUUUACACACUGAUGUCGCUUGUUGAUGCAGUACAGCCUGAGGGAUCGAAGGUCACGGGCUUAGCUGCUUACGUGCAGUGAUUUCUCCAUAUUCCCUGAACCCUUUGAUGAUAUUAAGGACUGUAGAUGGUGAAAUCCCUAAAUUCCUUGCAAUAGCUGGUUGAGAAAGGUUUUUCUUAAACUGUUCAACAAUUUGCUCACGCAUUUGUUGACAAAGUGGUGACCCUGGCCCCAUCCUUGUUUGUGAUUGACUGAGCUUUUCAUGGAAUCUACUUUUAUACCCAAUCAUGGCACCCACCUGUUCCCAAUUUGCCUGUUCACCUGUGGGAUGUUCCAAAUAAGUGUUUGAUGAGCAUUCCUCAACUUUAUCAGUAUUUAUUGCCACCUUUCCCAACUUCUUUGUCAUGUGUUGCUGGCAUCAAAUUCUAAAAAGUUAAUGAUUAUUUGCACAAAAUUUUUUUUUUAUCAGUUUGAACAUCAAAUAUGUUGUCUUGUAGCAUAUUCAACUGAAUAUGGAUUGAAAAUGAUUUGCAAAUCAUUGUAUUCCGUUUAUAUUUACAUCUCCACAAUUUCCCAACUCAUAUGGAAACAGGGUUUGUAUAUGGCAACUAGUCUAAGCGACUUAUGAUUGUAGCUGAUGCUGAGUGAACUCAGUCGGCACUGGUUAAAUGCACUUUGAGAGAGAACGAUGAAAGAUGCAGGGUUGAUAUUUCAUUAAUAUGAAAAAUCUAUACAAAAGCUUCUCUUGUAAAUAGUUACCAAUAUGUGAUUCUUUCUUCUUACCCUGAGGAUAGCCUUGACCUUUUUUGUCAGUUAUACAUCCAUGCUUAUUUUCCUAUGCAACCAUUUUUAUGUGGUGUUUUCCGCUAUGUCUUAACCUGAACUGUUAGCUAUGAAUGUUUGCAUGCAUGGACAACUGAAACAUUUGUCUGUUUAACCAUAGAACCACUAUUUUAUUAAAAUCAAUGCUCAAU
Molecule: messenger RNA, 5792 nt
Organism: Entelurus aequoreus (snake pipefish)
Lineage: Eukaryota; Metazoa; Chordata; Actinopteri; Syngnathiformes; Syngnathidae
Product: protein phosphatase 1 regulatory subunit 3E
Exons: 1
Coding region: 340-1260 (306 amino acids)
Biological process (GO): regulation of glycogen biosynthetic process
Cellular component (GO): protein phosphatase type 1 complex
Molecular function (GO): protein phosphatase 1 binding; glycogen binding
Source: RefSeq, a predicted model, not a curated record